GUCAGGGAUGUAGAAAGAUGGCGAAAAGUGCACUUCCUGUUCCAAACAACUGGCAAGACGCACUUUCAAUUUUUCUUUGCAGCUAUUAGGUGGGGGGGGGGAAAUAUAGAUCAGGGCUGUUGCCAAGGGAUGGAACCAGGUAACUAUGGAGACAUCUGUGUCAGGGUGAGAGAAUAGACUUCGGGUGCCCAGUGGCGUCGCCCCAUAGUUAGUGCUUCUGCGAUUGCGACUGUAGCGCCUGUGGCCUCUGUGGAACUUAAUAAUCACCAGAAUACAUGUGUUUUCAGCCUAAUGCGUGUUGAGGGGAGACUUUAUAGCCUAACAAUAUAGUAUAACAGUCACGUCUAAGUUCAUUUCCCUUGUGAUGGCAGCAGGGUGAUCUGGAAAGGAACGGUGCUACAAGCAAUUAGUAAUCACAAUGGAGAAUGUGUCUCAGCAGUUUCCCUCCAACAUGGAGCCAAAUGAGCUCAGUUGUGGGGACCAUGAAAGUGUGGAAAGCAGAGUGAUAAAAGGGCUCCGGGACUUGUACCUCACCGAGGAGCUCUGUGACACCACUGUAGUGACUGAAAGCAGAAGGUUUCUCUGCCACAGGGUGGUCCUGGCAUCAGUCAGUCCUUAUUUCCGAGCAAUGUUCAGCAGUUCUAUGAGAGAGGCGGAGCGAGGAGAGGUGGUGUUGCCAGACAUCCCUCCAUCUAUAAUGCAAACAGUGCUGAACUUUAUCUACACCGGUGAGGCCACCAUCAACAUGGACACAGUUCAGGAGCUUUUUACAGUUUCCAGUCGGCUGCAGAUCAGCCCCCUGCAACAUCUAUGCAGCAGUUACCUAAUUAAGGAACAAAAUCAAGAAAACUGCCUUUGGAUAUACAAAAUGGCUUAUAGCCACAAUGACAAGAUCCUCUGUCAGGCCGCCUUGCAAUACAUCAGCUGCCACUUCACUAGUUUAUACAGCAAUAACAGUUUUCAGUGUCUGGAUCUUGGAGAAAUAACUAGCGUUCUUUCCUCAGACAGCCUCAUGGUCUCUUCUGAACUCUGUGUAUACCGUCUUGCCUGCCGCUGGUGGGAAUUCAAUAAUGUAACUCACUGUGCCUUUCCUGAAGAACUGCUAAGAGUUAUACGCUUCUAUUUAAUGAGUCCAAGGGAGCUGGAAGAAGUUAGAGAGGAUAAACUUGUUGAAAUACCUUCCAGCCAGAAUUCAGAAGGUCUUGCUCUUCGUCAAGGAAUGUUUGAUGACCAGAUAGUGUCUAUGGACCUUUUGGCGAGGGAAGACAGGUCGCUUGAAGAUGCUGAUUACCAUUUGGAUGCUUAUGAUCCUGCUUUGGAGGUUUGGGAGAAGUUACCAGCCUUGAAAUCUCUAAUGUGCCCUGGAAUAUUGGCGUUAGGCAGCCGUUUGUAUGUGGCUGGAGGAAUGCACAAAGAUGAUUCAAUUUCUAAUACACUUCAUCUUUAUGACUCUGUAAGGAACAACUGGACCAAAUUAAGCUCUAUGUUUUCGUCUAGGUACAUGCAUGGUUUUGUUUCAUACGGUCAGAGACUGUAUGCCCUAGGGGGGUGUGAUGAAAAUGAUGUAAUUGACUCAGUUGAGCAUUAUAAUCUUCUAGAGAAUCAUUGGUCUUGUGGGUCCAGAAUGCCUUUUCCACUGUGUUCUUUUGCAUGUGCUCAAUUAAAAGGAAGACUAUAUCUAAUAGGAGGAGAAUCUAGUGUAGUAAAUUUGACCUCACCCCUGCGUGGUGUCCUGGUGUAUAACCCUUCGUCCGACAUGUGGUGCCAGUUUUCACUUCCUAUGGUGUGCUCAUCUGCAGGAGCAGUGGUGCUGGACAACAAGUUAUAUGUUAUAGGGGGCCGUGUAAACUAUGAUCACAGCGCUCAAAGCUGUAGGGCGACAUCGAAAUGCUUUUGUUUAGACGAUCAAGGCCGAGUCUGCCGAGACAGCUAUGUGCCCUCGCUUCCUAAAAACAUUGCAUCAGCUGGAGUGGUAUGUUGGAAAAGAAGGAUCUAUGUUCUAGGAGGAGAAGAUAGGAACAAAUUUUAUAAGCAGGUUUACUAUUGGACACCUGGUGACAUUAAGUGGACGCUGUGCAGGACAACCUUGCCCAUUGUUGAUAAUGGAGUCAGUGGUUUUGGAUGUGUCACCAUGCAGAUUCCUAAGAAAAGAUUUUAUUCCCUUAUACCAGGACGGAGGGUGUCCUCAAGAGUAUCUCAUAGCUCCUCAACCUAAUAUUAGUUGUUUAAACUCGCUUGCCUUAGAUAAGUACCAUGUAAGCCAAAUGCAUUCUGUGUAGUUUAUUGGUUUAGAGAUGCAUAGCACUACAUGUUUUCAGACCUCUGGGGUCCUUCCUCUGGUGCAGUAACACUUUGUGGCACACAGGUUGUAUUUUCUUUAGUCACUUGCCUUAGACCAGUGCCCAUUUUCUGCGAUGUUAGCUGGGGGGGGGGGGGGGGUUAGUUAAUGACAAGAAUGUAUAUCUUCAUUGCUGAGAAACCACGGGUGCACAAUGUGUAGUUAAGUAAGAGUUAUUCUGUUUCAAAGAACCCAAUUUAUUGGCACACCUACAAUAAAAUCAACCUUUUAUUUCGACAGUUAAAACCUGUACAUUAAAACACUGUAGAGAAAAGUAGGAAAAUAAAGAAAUUAAAAAUAGACAACCCUUAGUACGUAUUAGUCUCAAUUCAGUUUGUGCAGACUUCAGUUAAUACUUUCACUAAAGAUUGAUAUUUUGUUACAUUACUUUGUUGCUGAUUCCAUACAUUGUUACCUCUUUUAAAUGUAACAAUUUGCCUUAAUAGCAAGCAGAGGUUAUAUAAAAUGUUACUAUUUUACGGACUUCAGUUAAUACUUUUACUGAAGGAUAGCAUCGACAUUGCUAGUUCCAUACACUGUUGCCUCUUUUUAAUGCAGCGAUUGCCUUAGUUACAAAUAGAGGUUACUUUGAAAGCUACUAUAGCCAUUCCACUAUCUGCGGCGUGGAUUCUAAUAUUACAAGUAAGUUUCUCUCUGCUUGCUGUUAAGGCAAAUUGAUAUCUUGUUACAUUACUUUUACAGUCUCUAGUGAAAGUAUUAACUGAAGUUUGCAAAAACUGAAUUGAGACGAAUAGGUACUAAGGGUUUUCCAGAUUUUCUCUACAGUGUUUUAAUGUACAGGUUUUAACUGUCGAAAUAAAGGUUGAUUUUAUUGUAGGUGUGCCAAUAA
This is a messenger RNA of Xenopus tropicalis (tropical clawed frog), 3188 nucleotides long. Its product is annotated as kelch-like protein 12. The transcript has 5 exons. Lineage: Eukaryota; Metazoa; Chordata; Amphibia; Anura; Pipidae. The record is from RefSeq and is a predicted model, not a curated record. Bases 419 to 2215 code for a protein of 598 amino acids.